CUUCUCUGUGUGAAAGUUUUGCUCUUUCCUCCUUUCGUAAUCACAAACCAAUCCUCAAAAAACUCUCAAGCACAUGGCCGCCAUGUGCAACCUUCUCUACCCACCAAACCCAGCUCUCAAGCGCCUUCACUCGCCCUACUUUAAAUCCUCCUUCUUCACCCACCCACCUUAUCUCACUCCAACCAACUUCACGACCAAACCCAGAACUAGAAGAAAAGUAACUGUUCAAUCCAACGGCAGUAACUCAGCUGACGUCCCCGACCGCUUAAUCUCAGCCGUGUGUUACUUCUACCCUUUCUUUGAUGGCAUACAGUAUGGAAAGUAUGUUAUAACCCAGUUCGCUCCCAUGCAAGCUCUCAUCGAACCUUUGGUACCAGCUAUUAGGGUCUUUAAGAGCUUCCCCUUUAAUGGGUUUUUGGUUUUCUUGACCCUUUACUUCGUGGUUGUGAGGAACCCCAAUUUUAGUAGAUACGUGAGGUUCAAUACCAUGCAAGCUGUUGUGCUUGAUGUGCUGCUGAUUUUUCCUGAUCUUCUGGAGAGGAGCUUCAAUCCCAAAGGUGGGUUGGGCCUAGAUUUGUUGAUGAGCUUGGACAGCACUGUCUUUUUGUUCCUUCUGGUUUGUUUGAUUUAUGGGUCUUCUUCUUGCUUGCUGGGUCAGUUGCCCCGAUUGCCCAUUGUUGCUGAUGCUGCUGAUAGGCAAGUUCUUUAAUUCAACACCCAUGGCCAUUUGGUUCUCAUUUAUAGCUUUUGUAGCCAAUUGUAAUUUGUUUUGAAUCAAGUGUUAUAGAUUUUUACAGUUCAAUGUACUUAGUCAUAAAAGGAAGAAAUUUGUAUAAUGAAUUGCUGUUUUUGCUGUGCCACUAUGUUCGAGUUUUAAUCGAAUUAUGGAAAUUCUUCAUUUUGUA
Corylus avellana is the source of this 905-nucleotide messenger RNA. It is a transcript of the gene TIC20-V, whose product is annotated as TIC 20-v-like protein. Lineage: Eukaryota; Viridiplantae; Streptophyta; Magnoliopsida; Fagales; Betulaceae. The record is from RefSeq and is a predicted model, not a curated record.